Messenger RNA from Centruroides sculpturatus (bark scorpion), 581 nucleotides. RefSeq names its product ribonuclease P protein subunit p14-like (gene Rpp14a). The transcript is spliced from 5 exons. The coding region runs from base 115 to 462 and encodes 115 amino acids. The record is from RefSeq and is a predicted model, not a curated record. NCBI's taxonomy places the organism in Eukaryota, Metazoa, Arthropoda, Arachnida, Scorpiones, Buthidae.
ACUACAUUUGAUAAAUUUGUUUUCGAAUGUUUUGAUGUGCCCAAAGCCACGUGCUUUUCAUAAAAGCUUGGUUUUGAGAUUUGAUGUUCAUUUCUAAAAGCUGAAACUGUAAUAAUGGAAUUUUUGGAAGAAGCUAGUCCGUAUAAAGACAAAGAAUUUUGUUAUUUAGAUGUGUUUUUAGAAUUUGAUAGAAAUUAUGAAAAUGAAAUAGAUGAAAAUCAUUUCAAAUGUAUUGUGGUUCAGGCUUUACAACAGAUGUUUGGCAUAGUAGGAUCAGCUAUAGACAUUGAUGUCUUAAAGUAUAGAGAAGAGGAUAGAAGAGCAUUUCUUCGAUGCCCUGGAAAGAAAGUUGAAAAAGUCCGUAUUGCACUAACUAUAUUUUCAUCAUAUGAAAAUGUUAAUUGUUGUUUCAGGAUAAAUAAGGUGACUCCAGAUUUAACAUCUUUAAGUAAAAAUACUUAAAUUUAACUUUUUUGUAUCAUCAUCAUUUAAAAUAAAUACUAUAAUUGUACAAUGUUAUUAAAUAAAAUAUAUAUAUUAAGAAUAAGUGUGUUCAUUUGGCAGGAUUAGAUGUGUCCUCA